Molecule: messenger RNA, 1548 nt
Organism: Cetraspora pellucida
Lineage: Eukaryota; Fungi; Glomeromycota; Glomeromycetes; Diversisporales; Gigasporaceae
Source: the annotation of a GenBank genome assembly
AUGCCAUCAAAUUUAUUAGUAUCAGCAUCAGCUGAUAUCAAAGUAUGGGAUUUACAGACAAGCAUAGAAAACACAAAACUCAAAGGAAAAGCUACUACAAGUAGUGUCCCAGAACAACUAUUUGGUGUCGAAGUAGCUUCUUUUACACUUGCCGAUUUGUCGACGGCUGUCAAUGCAGUUCGAUGGAGUCACGACAGUCAACACUUGGCCAUAGCGGGAAAUGAAGGAAGUCUUACGAUACACGAUUCACAGGGAAAACUUCUCGAGACCAUCCCAUUGAAUGAUGAAGGAUCGGAUAUAACAGAUAUAAAUGCUGUUCGGUUUGCAAAUAAAUCACGAUACGUGAUGUAUGGAGGGUCCGAUAAAAUUGUCAACAUUUGGGAUCGUAAAGAAUCAACGUUUACCGAAUCAUUUAAGGGACAUCGCAGCACUAUCACAUGCAUUGAUUUAAAUGUUGAUGAAACCAUUGUGGCCAGCUCUAGCAUAAGUGGACAAAUCCUUGUGCAUAAUCGGCAAAAAUCUAAUGCAUGGGAUAAUUUAACUGUUUUAACAAAACAGUCUAUAAAUGUUCUGGAAUAUUCUUUCUUCAAACGAGGUCUAUUGGCUGCUGGGGGUGAGGAUGGAUCAUUACGAUUAUGGGAUACCAGUGUUUCUUCAACGGCUUUACAGACAUUUGAGAGUGCACAUUAUUCUGAGAUAAAAGGAAUCGCAUUUUCACCUUUUAAUUCACACUUAAUGUGUAGCGGUGGUUUGGAUAAACGUAUCGUUCUGUACGAUGUUGGUAAAAAGACAACUUUGAAAUCUAUACAUACAGAUACACCUUUGACGGCAUUGGGGUUUAAAGCAGAUGGAGUAACUGAGAAAGAUCGUUCUACGGACCGGCGUAAUACUAUUGUCAAGAAACAGAGUCAUUUUAAAACAUCGUCAAGGGGGUCAACUCCUCCGAUUUCAAAUAAGAUUUCAAGGCCUUCACCACCACCACAAACUCCAAAUGAUACAAAAGAGAAAAAUUAUAUGGAUAUGUUUUCGCCAGUGAGAGAAGAAAUAAAUACCACGGAAUUGAUUACAGACUUUUCAAGUAAGAUUUCAAGGCCUUCACCACAAACCCAGACUCCAAAUGAUACGAAGGAAAAAAAUGAUAUGGAUAUAUUUUCUCCAGUGAGAGAGGAAGUAAAUGGAAAUACCACCAUGGAAAUUACUUCAGACUUUUUAAGUAAGAUUUCAAGGCCUUCGCCGCCACCACCAGCACAAACUCCAAAUGAUACUAGGGAAAAAAAUGAUAUGGAUAUGUUUUCGUCAGUAAGAGAGGAAAUAGAUGACAAUACCACAAUGGAAGUAACUUCAGAUUUUCCAUUACAAGUCAUUAGGAAUGCAGUUGAUGAAUGUUUGCAAGAGUUUCGAACAUCUUUACGUAAUGACAUACAAAAUAUGCAUUUAGAAUUAUUGCGACAAUUUCAUAUUCAAAAGACUGAAAUGGAAAUGAUGUUUCUGAAAUAUUGUGGGGAAACAUUGUCACUUCGUGAAGAGAACCUAAGAGUAGAUUCAUAG